Molecule: messenger RNA, 1875 nt
Organism: Cryptomeria japonica (Japanese cedar)
Lineage: Eukaryota; Viridiplantae; Streptophyta; Pinopsida; Cupressales; Cupressaceae
Product: (R)-mandelonitrile lyase-like
Exons: 6
Coding region: 1-1875 (624 amino acids)
Molecular function (GO): oxidoreductase activity, acting on CH-OH group of donors; flavin adenine dinucleotide binding
Source: RefSeq, a predicted model, not a curated record
AUGGAGAUAUUAUUCUUUGUAUUCUCAUGCCUGCUGAUGCUUACAAAUCAUCUCCAUCAGUUCUGUUCAGAAGCAGCAACAUCCAAUCUGGAAUACCCAUAUCCAUUUAUGACAGCAGAUGCUAAAAAGGCAGCUGCAAGGACGUAUGAUUACAUUGUGGUUGGAGGAGGUGCAGCUGGGUGUCCCCUGGCAGCAACACUGUCACAGAAAUACUCUGUUUUGCUAUUGGAGAGGGGAGACUCUCCUUAUGGAAAUCCUGAUGUAGAGGAGUUCGAAAAACUUUACAGCCUUUUCGGAGAUGCCACAGAUUUUCCCUAUGUAGCAGAGGCGUUUUACUCAGAAGAUGGAGUGCAGUUGGCAAGGGGGAGAGUCCUAGGAGGUGGAACAGCUAUCAAUGGUGGCUUCUACAGCAGGGCGCGCUCUGAAGAUAUUCGGGAAAUGAAGUGGGAUGAGAAACUUGUGAAUGAAUCAUAUGAAUGGGUGGAGAAGUCAUUUAUUUUCAAACAGUACAAGCUUUUUCCUUGGAAUUCUGCUUUCAAGAAUGGGCUUCUUGAAGUAGGAGUUCUUCCUUACCAUGGAUAUACUUUGGAUCAUUUGGAGGGCACCAAGAUCAGUGGCUCAAUUUUUGACAAGAAUGGAAAGAGACAUACGGCCGCAGAUCUUCUCCAGCAUGCAAAUCCAGAGAAUAUUGUAGUUCUUCUGAAUGCUACUGCCAGCAGAAUCCUCUUCAAUUCGGUAUCAGGAAAGCUCAAGGCUAGUGGAGUGGAGUUCAACAAUAAUGAUGGUGCCCUUCCUUAUCAAGUAUCACUUAACCAAUUGUCAACCAAUAGUGAGGUGAUUUUGUCAGCAGGAAGCAUAGGUAGCCCUCAACUUCUCCUCUUAAGUGGAAUUGGUCCAAAAGAACAACUUAAAAAAUUGAAUAUUACUGUUCUUUUAGAUUUACCUUUAGUAGGAAAAAAUGUUCAAGACAAUCCAAGUACAGGGUUCCUUCUAGAAUCCCCAAAACCACUUGAAUUUGCUUAUUCACAAGUAGUUGGCAUUCUAGAUGAUUCACAAGUGUACAUGGAGGGUGGUAGCUAUAUCCAACAAAAUAUUACAAGUAUACAACAUUUAGGUCUUGUUAGGGGUAAAGUGGCAUUUCCUAUAUCAAGGGGUGAUCUUUGGCUUAAAAGCAUAGACCCUCAAGAUAAUCCCUAUGUUCGCUACAACUACUAUUCACACCCUUUUGAUUUGAAAAAAUGUAUGUUUUGUGUGAAAGUUAUGAUUAAUCUAAGUAUGUCAUCUCCUAUUCAACAGUUUGCAUUUACUAAUAACAAACAUAUGAAAACACUUCAAUAUGCUGGGACAAGCUUACCAAAUAAUCCACUAAACAAUUCUGCCUUGGCUCAGUAUUGUAAUGAUACACUAGAUACAUAUAACCAUUACCAUGGAGGAUGUCAAGUUGGUUUGGUAGUUGACAGAAGGUAUCAAGUUAAAGGUGUUGAUAAUCUAAGGGUUGUGGAUGGUUCAAUUUUUAAGGAUUCUCUUGGUACCAAUCCACAAGGCACUAUCCUCAUGCUUGGAAGGUAUAUGGGAAUUCAAAUCCUUCAAGAGCAACUAAAUAAUACCAUUUAUGGUAAUGUAGAACUAAACGGUACCAUUUAUGGUAAUGUAGUUCAUAAUGUCAUGGCUUGGAAAGAUAAAGGAGGUGGCCAUACGGGUGGUCACAAAGGAGGCAGAGGUAGAGGAUGGGGCUAUGGUUCUGACCAUCACAUUCCUCCACAACCACCCACUCAUGGGAGUGUUGAGCUGGAACAACCAGUUCAUCGGGAGCUGGAACAGUCUAUUCAUCAAAAUUCUCCGCAUGCAGGAGAGCAGUUUCCCGAAAGGGAAUAG